GGUUACUUACCCAUUUGCCAAUUUUCGCGGUAAUUUUGCAUCAGUCGCCAGACAAAGAAAAUUUAAAUCGAUUUUUUACGUGUUACCAACUAAUUAUUUACCUCAAUCAACAUGCCAUCUGAAACAUCCACAAUCCUCCGCUUCGCCAAAUUGUCCGAGCAUGCCUUCGCUCCCGUCAAAGGCAGUGCCAAAGCAGCCGGAUUCGAUCUCAAGAGUGCUUAUGACAUGGUUGUUCCUGCACGUGGCAAGGCCAUCGUCAAAACCGACAUCCAAAUUGAGCUGCCCGAAGGUUGUUACGGUCGAAUUGCCCCACGUUCCGGCUUGGCAGCGAAAAAUCACAUCGAUAUCGGAGCCGGCGUCGUCGACGAAGAUUAUCGCGGAAACUUGGGAGUUGUCAUGUUCAAUCAUGCCGACGUCGAUUUCCAAGUUAACAAAGGAGACCGUAUCGCGCAAUUGAUUUGCGAACGUAUCUUCUAUCCGGAACUCGUUGAAGCCAAAACUUUGAGCGACACUGAACGCGGAAGUGGCGGCUUUGGAUCCACUGGAACUCAAUAAUUGUUUUUUUUUUGUAUCUCAUGAUUUUUUUGUACUAAGUAUUAUUUCCUUAAAAAUUAGAACAUAAGCAUACUUGCCUUAGCUAUCAAGUUUCAUUCCAACGUCAAGUUGUCACCAAAAAAUGUUAAGAAAACGACAAAUAAAACAGUCUCAAGGAGACACCAUUUAAUGUAUUGAUACAA
Molecule: messenger RNA, 737 nt
Organism: Culicoides brevitarsis
Lineage: Eukaryota; Metazoa; Arthropoda; Insecta; Diptera; Ceratopogonidae
Gene: dUTPase
Product: deoxyuridine 5'-triphosphate nucleotidohydrolase, mitochondrial
Exons: 2
Coding region: 112-555 (147 amino acids)
Biological process (GO): dUMP biosynthetic process; dUTP catabolic process
Molecular function (GO): magnesium ion binding; dUTP diphosphatase activity
Source: RefSeq, a predicted model, not a curated record